AAAGUCCUAAAUUCUCAGAGCUUUUUCACUCUUGAGCAGAGUGAACUGAACUAUGUCUUCUUCCUCCUUGUGGCUCACUUCACUGUUUCUAGUUCUGCUUCUAUCCAUUUAUGGAGUGAGCUCUUCCACAUCCAAGACCAAGACCAGUCCUCCUUCUAAGAUUGGCCAAGGCUACCGUUUACUCGCCGUCGAAGAAACCCCCGACGGUGGUUUAAUCGGUCACCUCCAAGUUAUAACCAAGAACAAUGUCUACGGUCCUGAUAUCCCCCAUUUGCAAAUCUUCGUCAAGCACGAAACAGAGAACCGUCUGAGAGUUCACAUCACCGACGCCGACAAGCAGAGAUGGGAGGUUCCGUACAACCUCUUGCCGAGAGAAAAGCCUCCGGUAUCGAAGAUGACCCUCGGCCGGUCCCAGCAAAACCCUAUUACUGUUUCGGAGUAUUCCGGGUCGGAGCUGAUAUUCAGCUUCGUUGCCGACCCGUUUGGUUUCGCGGUCAGGAGGAAGUCCGACGGUCAGGUCCUCUUCAACACCAGCUCGGAGAAGUCCGACCCGUUUGGGAACUUGGUGUUUAAGGACCAGUAUCUCGAGAUUUCCACUAGGUUGCCCAAAGACGCGUCGCUUUACGGCCUUGGUGAGAACACGCAACCCCACGGUAUUAAGCUGUACCCCAACGAUCCCUACACUCUGUACACGACCGAUGCCUCGGCCAUUAACCUGAACACCGAUCUGUACGGGUCACACCCCGUGUACAUGGAUCUCCGGAACAUCGACGGGAAGGCUUACUCUCACGCCGUUUUGUUGCUCAACAGUAAUGGAAUGGACGUGUUUUACAGGGGAAACUCUUUGACUUACAAGGUCAUUGGAGGUGUUUUCGAUUUUUAUUUCUUUUCUGGGCCGUCUCCUCUCGACGUCGUUGAUCAGUACACGUCGUUUAUCGGUCGUCCGGCGCCCAUGCCUUACUGGUCUCUCGGAUUUCACCAAUGUAGAUGGGGAUACCACAAUCUAUCAGUAGUUGAAGAUGUCGUUGAGAGCUACAAAAAGGCUCAAAUUCCACUCGACGUGAUUUGGAACGACGACGAUCACAUGGAUGGACACAAGGAUUUCACCCUCAACCCCAACAACUACCCUCGUCCCAAGCUCUUGGCUUUCCUAGACAAAAUACACAGCAUUGGCAUGAAGUACAUUGUAAUUAUUGAUCCCGGAAUCGCUGUUAACGAGAGUUACGGCGUAUACCAACGUGGCCUUGCCAACGACGUGUUCAUUAAGUACGACAAUGAGCCUUAUCUGGCUCAAGUUUGGCCUGGUGCCGUCAACUUUCCUGACUUCCUUAACCCGAAAACUGUCUCAUGGUGGGGCGACGAGGUCCGUCGCUUCCAUGAACUCGUCCCAGUAGAUGGCCUGUGGAUUGACAUGAACGAAGCCUCGAAUUUUUGCUCGGGAAAAUGCAAAAUGCCAAAGGGUCAGUGCCCGACAGGGACAGGCCCUGGCUGGAUAUGUUGCUUGGAGUGCAAGAACAUAACAAGCACGAGAUGGGACGAUCCGCCGUAUAAGAUCAACGCCUCGGGUACACAGGUUCCAAUCGGAUUCAAAACCAUUGCAACCAGUGCAGUUCACUACAAUGGGGUUUUGGAAUACGACGCUCAUAGUCUCUAUGGUUUCUCUCAGUCUGUUGCUACUCAUUCAGCUCUUCAGGGACUCCAAGGAAAGAGACCCUUUAUAUUGUCACGCUCAACCUAUGUUGGUUCAGGGAAAUAUGCUGCCCAUUGGACUGGAGAUAACCAGGGGACCUGGGAAAACUUGAGGUACUCGAUAUCAACCAUGCUCAACUUUGGAAUCUUUGGGGUUCCGAUGGUUGGGGCUGAUAUUUGCGGGUUUUACCCACAACCAACUGAGGAGCUCUGCAACCGUUGGAUUGAGGUUGGAGCUUUCUACCCUUUCUCAAGGGACCAUGCUAAUUACUACUCCCCAAGACAAGAGCUUUACCAAUGGGACUCGGUAGCUCAGUCUGCAAGAAACGCUUUGGGAAUGAGAUAUAGGCUUCUUCCUUACCUUUACACAUUGACCUACGAAGCUCACACCAGCGGUGCCCCUAUUGCGAGACCACUUUUCUUCUCUUUCCCAACAUACACCGAGUGUUAUGGAUUGAGUACUCAGUUCUUGCUCGGAAGUGGUCUAAUGGUAUCACCAGUCUUAGAACAGGGGAAGUCAAAGGUCAAAGCUUUGUUUCCUCCUGGCUCAUGGUACAGCUUAUUCGAUAUGACUCAGGCCAUUGUAUCCAAAGAUGGAAGUUACGUUACUCUCGAUGCACCUCUGCAUGUAGUUAACGUUCAUUUGUAUCAGAACACCAUUCUACCAAUGCAGCAGGGUGGAAUGAUAUCAAAGGAAGCUAGAAAAACACCUUUCACACUUGUGGUAACUUUCCCAGCUGGGGACAGCGAGGGAAAAGCCGAGGGAAAACUCUUCCUCGAUGAGGAUGAGCUUCCAGAGAUGAAGCUUGGGAAUGGUCAAUCUAGUUACAUUGACUUCUACGCUACUGUGAGCAAGGGGAAUGUUAAAGUUUGGUCACAGGUUCAAGAGGGUAAGUUUGCUUUGGAUCAUGGUUGGAUUGUAGGGAAGGUAACUGUGUUAGGAUUAGGCGGUGGUGGCGCGUCUUCGGUUGAGAUCGAUGGAAAGCCUGUGGCCGCCGGUUCUUCUGGCGUGGAGGUGACUUUAUCAGACCAAGUUCAUGUCCAAGGCGAGGGCGAAGAUGGAGAAGGGAAGAGCCAGAGUGUGAUGGUGGAGGUUAAAGGGUUGUCAUUGCUUGUGGGGAAAAACUUUGCCAUGUCAUGGAAAAUGGGCAUCUCAAGUUAAGUAGAGGAGAUUUGCCUUUGAUUUGUCAUCUUUUCGGAUUUAUUGAUGUCUUUUUUGUUUUCAUCUUCAUGUGGUUGUUGUGAAAUUAAUGUAAUGUUAUUGGUGGAGAGGAGAUGUUCCAAAAGCAUGUUCAUCCUUUUCCAAUCAAACUAGUUAAGGAGGGAGAUUUAAUUAGUUUUUCUUUGUUGCUCAUUUGUAGUGUACCUCAAUUAUGAAAUAAUGCACUUUUCAAGUCUUAGAUGAUAACAUUGGAAGAA
This is a messenger RNA of Humulus lupulus (European hop), 3108 nucleotides long. RefSeq names its product alpha-xylosidase 1. Gene Ontology annotation, molecular function: carbohydrate binding; hydrolase activity, hydrolyzing O-glycosyl compounds. NCBI's taxonomy places the organism in Eukaryota, Viridiplantae, Streptophyta, Magnoliopsida, Rosales, Cannabaceae. The transcript is spliced from 3 exons. Gene Ontology annotation, biological process: carbohydrate metabolic process. The record is from RefSeq and is a predicted model, not a curated record. Bases 53 to 2851 code for a protein of 932 amino acids.